AUGUCCCACUCUGCCUCAUUCAUGUCUGGCGCGUCCCCAGUAGAGGAGAAAAAGAAAUCUCGAGGCCUCGGCCGUCUCCUUGGGAAACGUGAAAAGACUCCCGAACCCCGUCCCGCAAACCUACCCGACUCUGCCUAUGUUAGCAGCGAAGGCAAUAGUGCCCAUGGCACCCAUACACCCAAUGAAAUGGUACCAGCCGAGAAGAACAGCGAGGUCGCAAACAUUGAUCAAAGCAGAAACCUUACUCUGAAGCCAUCUACUGGGGAGGUAUUUGACGAGGACACUGGCGAGGUGGUCACAGUAGUCACAACCACCACAACCACCACAACCACCACCACGACAAAAGGUGGAAAGAAACAUGAAGACGUCAAGAAGGAAGUUGUUACACAAGAAGUACAGCCAAACUCCGGAUACGAGGCUGCACGCCCUCUAUCAGAGAACGCACGAGCUCCUCUCCCCGAACCCUCACAAUCUGCUCUAAUUGAACCUGCACGACCUCCUCUACUAGAAAUGCCUGCCGGAUCCACAGGCCGGACUCAUUCACCUCAACCUGCAGCAGCGCCAACUAGCACAACCUAUCCAGCUCCGCCACCAAUCACUGGCGGUGGGUUGCCUCCAAACGGUUCUCCUCCCGUACCUGUCCGAAGUGCAAUGCGCAAAUCCCAAGAAUACCCACGAGAUUCAUACUACGAUCGGGAUCCAGUAAGUCCUGUCGACGUACCAGGCGGUUUCCACGGACCCACUGGGACAACACCUCCAGCCAGCCCCUCCAGACAAAAUUUCAGUUAUCCCAGCCGAGCUCCACCGUCGACUUCUGGAGCGGCGUCAAUUAGGACAACAGAUCAACCUCUGCGGCACAAUCCAUCCACAAUCAAAGACUUGAAGGCCGCCGCAAAGGGUAUCCAUGGCGUGGGUGAAACCUUACGAGGAACAUUAAGCUCCACUAUCGACAGACGAUUCCCGUCGAAAAAUGCAGAAAAGGCAUCGCUAAUCAACGCACGUAACAAUGACAUUCUCGCAAGAGGCCGAAGCGAGAUGGAAGGGAUUCCAGGUGGGUGGCCUUCCCAACAUGAUGAG
Exophiala aquamarina CBS 119918 is the source of this 1077-nucleotide messenger RNA. RefSeq lists its product as uncharacterized. NCBI's taxonomy places the organism in Eukaryota, Fungi, Ascomycota, Eurotiomycetes, Chaetothyriales, Herpotrichiellaceae. The annotation marks the transcript as partial. The record is from RefSeq and is a predicted model, not a curated record. The transcript has 2 exons.